This is a messenger RNA of Dermatophagoides farinae (American house dust mite), 1099 nucleotides long. RefSeq lists its product as uncharacterized. The record is from RefSeq and is a predicted model, not a curated record. NCBI's taxonomy places the organism in Eukaryota, Metazoa, Arthropoda, Arachnida, Sarcoptiformes, Pyroglyphidae.
AUGACAAUCAUCAUAUGUAAAGUGCAUUCAUUUGAUAAUAAUAAUAAUAAUAAUGAUCAACAAUCAAAUGAUCCAAAAAGAUGUAUGGAAUUUGAAGUGAAUGAAAUUGAUGCCAUAACAUAUAUGAAUAAUGGUUCACGUUUAAUUAUCAUUGAUAAUGAUUUUUGGAUGUUGAAUGAUAAUCUAAAAGAAUUACCGACAAUUCAAACGAAACGAUCUAUAAUUGAUUUGAUUUCUACAAAAUGGCAGCCACGUUUAGAAACAAUACUACAGAAACUACAAACAAUUGAUUCGAAUAGAUCGGAAAUUGAUUUAGCUGAAAAUAAUCAAUUUCGAAUUGAUGCUGCUGUCAAUAUUAAAUUGAAAGCUGAAAAUGGCCGUUGUGUUCCAACCAAUCAACUGUUAAUCUAUUCAACACUACCAAACAAUAAUGGACCAUUGAUCACUGUCCAUGAGAAUGAUCAUAUUUAUAGUUCAUCAAAUUUAUCCGAAUUUGAUAUACUACGAGCUGUGAAAUCUGUGGAUUUUACCAAAAAUAUUAAUGGCAUGACUUAUUUUAAUAAUAUGACUAUUAUUUUUCAAGGAAAAUAUUUUACAACCAUACGUUGUGUGAAUGGUGAAUGGUCGGAAAUAUUUCAUAAAGAAAUUGAUCAAGCAUUUCCAAAGGCAAUGAUCGAUCCGGAUUCGGUUGAUAUGUCAUCAUCAAAUAAUGAAAUUCAAUAUGAUAAUACAUAUGUAUUAUUAUUCUAUCGACAACAAUAUCUGGCAUGUUCGGUACUUGGUGAUUCUCCAUGUGAAGGACCAUAUAAUGUAAUGAGUGAAUUGUUUAAUGUUGAUCACUUAUGUUUUAAUCUUGAGGACAAUGAUCGUUAUAUGAUCGUUUUAUCAGUAUUUGCUAUCAUUGCUUUGGUGAUUUUAUCAAUAAUUGCCAUGACUUUAUAUGGUUUCUUUAAGAAACCAGUAAAUAUGAAUGAAAAACAACAUGUAUCAUAUUCAUCAUUGAAAACGGGCAACGAUAAUAAUACAACAACGGCAACGGGAAUUGGUUCUGAAUCAAAACCAAUGUCUACAACAAAUGGAAAAUCAUAAACAUUAUUCA